CACGUUCACACGACUGCCUGUCAGGCAACACGCUAAGUUAGCAGUGUUACUUUGAAGCCUCGUAAUUACAUUCAUGCACGCAGCGACAUAGUGCACACGUUUUUAAAACUAAUUAAAAACUAAACCUUAGAUUUGCUUUAUUCAGCAAAAUUUUCUUUAAAAAAAAAGAAGAAAGAAAAAGCCGCUUAAAGCUGUUCUGGGGGGCGGAGUGUCUGCAAAGUGUUGCGCCGAUUGGGGCGCUCCAUCGGGGGACGAGAGAUGGCGUGCUUGUUGGAGGCCCCUCUCCGCAUCAGUGUGCUGUCCGAAGUCACUGCCACGAGUCGCCAUUAUGUGGACCGCCUGUUCGACCCCGACCCACAGAAUGUUCUGCAGGGAGUCAUCGAUAUGAAGAACGCCGUAAUUGGCAACAAUAAGCAGAAAGCCAAUCUGAUCGUCCUGGGAGCUGUGCCGAGGUUACUGUAUCUGCUUCAGCAGAGCUGUUCAAGCCUGGAGCUGAGGACAGAGUGUGCAGUGGUCCUGGGCAGUCUGGCCAUGGGCACAGAGAACAACAUCAAGUCCCUGGUGGACUGCCACAUCAUCCCUGCCCUUCUUCAAGGCCUGCUAUGUCCAGACCUGAUUUUCAUUGAGGCUUGUCUUCGAUGUCUCAGAACGGUCUUCAUCAGUCCAGUCACUCCUGUGCAGCUGCUCUACACUGAUCCCACUGUGGUCCCCCAUUUAAUGUCCCUACUAAGCCGCUCACACAGGACGCAGGAGUACACCACGCAGAUCUUCUCCCACUGUUGUAAGACGCCGGAGCACCAGACUGUUCUGUUCAACCACGGCGCCAUUCAGAACAUCGCCCCAUUGCUAAUAUCGCCCUCUUACAAGGUACGGAUGCAGGCGUUAAAAUGCUUCUCAGUGCUGGCUUACGAGAACUCUGCGGUCUCCAUGACGCUAGUGAAAGUACUGGUAGAAGGAGAGCUGCUCUCUCAGGUAUUUGUCAGAAUGAUGCAAAGGGAUCAGCCCAUUGAAAUGCAGCUAACGGCAGCCAAGUGUCUCACGUACAUGUGUCGAGCAGGCGCCAUUAGGACAGACGAGAGCUGCAUUGUGCUGAAGACGUUACCGUGUCUGGUGCGCAUGUGCAGCAAGGAGCACCUGUUGGAGGAGCGCGUGGAGGGAGCAGAGACGCUGGCCUUCCUCAUGGAGCCAGACGUGGAGCUGCAGAGGAUUGCCAGCACCACCGACCACCUUGUGGCCAUGUUGGCCGACUACUUCAAAUACCCCAGCUCGGUGUCGGCCAUCGCUGACAUCAAGAGGUUGGACCAUGACCUGAAGCACGCACAUGAGUUGAGACAAGCCGCUUUCAAACUUUAUGCCUCGUUAGGCUCCAAUGACGAGGACAUCCGCAAGAAGAUCACAGAGACGGAGAACAUGAUGGACAGGAUAGUCAGCGGCUUGUCCGAGUCGAGCAUUAAAGUUCGCCUGGCUGCUGUCAGAUGUCUACAUAGUCUUUCGAGGUCUGUGCAGCAGCUGAGGACCAGCUUCCACGACCACGCCGUGUGGAAGCCUCUCAUGAAGCUGUUGCAGAACGCGCCCGAUGAAGUUCUAGUCAUGGCGUCGUCCACUCUAUGCAACCUCCUGCUGGAGUUCUCGCCCAGCAAAGAGCCCAUCCUAGAAUCAGGGGUGAUAGAACUACUAUGCAGUCUGACCCAAAGCGAAAGUCCUGCACUAAGAGUCAACGGGAUCUGGGCCCUUAUGAAUAUGGCGUUCCAGGCUGACCAAAAGGUAAAGGUAGAGAUUGUUCAGUGUUUGGGAACAGAGCAGCUCUUUCGCUUACUGUCUGACCCUGACGCCAACGUGCUGAUGAAGACGCUGGGGUUGCUCCGGAACCUUCUGUCCACGCGGCCUCACAUUGAUCAGAUCAUGAGCUCUCACGGCAAGCAGAUCAUGCAGGCGGUCACGCUAAUCCUGGAGGCGGAGCACAGCGUUGAGGUCAAAGAGCAGACGCUGUGCAUCCUGGCUAACAUUGCCGACGGCAACACUGCCAAGGAGCUCAUCAUGACUAACGACGACACGCUGCAGAAAAUCAAAUACUACAUGGGUCACUCCAAUGUGAAGCUGCAGCUGGCCGCCACCUUCUGCAUCUCCAACCUCAUCUGGAACGAGGAGGACGGUUCUCAGGAGCGGCAGGACAAGCUGCGGGAGUUGGGCUUUGUGGACAUAUUGCACAAACUCUCACAAGUGUCGGACGCCAACCUUAGCGACAGGGCCAAGACGGCGAUGCAGCAGUACCUGGCGUGACCACAGGGAGGAGCUGACCACCCGCACUCACUGGAGGAACUUGUGCCGCUUUUGUUUGGCUUUUUUUUUGUUGCACAAAGACACCUUUUUUUUUGGUUUUAAGACACAGGCCUCCCUUGUGGUCAUGAACGGUUUUGGAGACUUUCGCCGUCUUUUCUUUCCCAACAAUGAAGUGAAGGUUGGGGCUUUUUGAUGUGACUUUUUUGAGGAAGGUGGACUACCUUUGCCUUUUGUUAUUUUUAAAUUUUUGUGAUUCAGGAUGGGACUCGUUCAGAAGAUAAACACAGAGACUGCUUAUUUUGAAAUGUGGUAGUUUUCAUUCUUGAGCAGACAUACCUCGUAAAUAUAUAAAUAUAUAUAAAUAUAUAAAUAUCUAUUUUUGGAAUGUUAUUUCCCGCCCUCCCCUUGUGUUAUUUCACCUCUGCACACUCGUGUUUAGAAGAGAAUAUUAUGAUUGUCUUCAGCGUGCCUAAUAAAGUGGCACAUAGGAGCGUGUUUCCUCACCUUUUUUUGGUUUUCUUUGGUAUGUGUUUUAAAUUAAGAUUCAGGUUUGUUUUCCUGCUUGUUUUCAAGAAGUGUAAAGAUUCAUGAGCUUUGACUAGCUCUCCCUUGUGGACACUAAAGUGCAGCACAGUAAAAGCCUAGUGUCAUUCCUUUUAUCAUAUUUUGAGUAAAUUUCCCUGGGAGUGUUCCACUCAAGCUCUGAUGGGAUGAAUGUCAGCACUGGAAAUAUAUGCAGUCUCCAACAAAAACGCUACUAUGUUCUUUAUUUCCCUAUUCAAUUAAACGUUAUACCUAAAUCUCCGGAAGUAUUUGGACAAUGACAAAUGCUUUCCACACCACCAAAAUCGAUGUGAAUUUAAUUUAACAGGUGUAUUUUAUCUGUACAAAUUUCGCCUUUAUGUUUAACUUAGGCUGACCAUAUUGUGAAAUCCCAAAAAGAGGACACAUGCGUGGCAAGGCGGUCAGCACGCCAAGUGACUAGGUGAAAAUUUGCCAAUGAUACUUGAACUUGCCUUUAUAAAUACUAUAUUUAUUUAAAUAAAGCAUUUUUUCUCCUCUGUUGACAGCAGUGUUGGUGCUAGGAAUUUUCAAAAUGGGGUCCCAGGGACCCCAUCAAGUCAUAAAAAUGGGGUCCCACAGUACAUUUUUGGGGUCCGGUCCCACUUUUUUGUAAGCGUUUUGAAAACAAAUGACAAAUGUAUGCAUUAUCCUGUUACAUCUCACAUUCUAUAUUGUGUUUUGGAAAAAGGUUGUCAUAAACGUUACUUAAUUCAUUAAAAAUAAUAAUAAAAUGUGUGUACAUAUGUAAA
Nerophis lumbriciformis (worm pipefish) is the source of this 3593-nucleotide messenger RNA. It is a transcript of the gene armc8, whose product is annotated as armadillo repeat containing 8. Gene Ontology annotation, cellular component: GID complex. The record is from RefSeq and is a predicted model, not a curated record. Lineage: Eukaryota; Metazoa; Chordata; Actinopteri; Syngnathiformes; Syngnathidae. Gene Ontology annotation, biological process: proteasome-mediated ubiquitin-dependent protein catabolic process. Gene Ontology annotation, molecular function: protein binding.